Verticillium dahliae VdLs.17 is the source of this 826-nucleotide messenger RNA. RefSeq lists its product as uncharacterized. The record is from RefSeq and is a predicted model, not a curated record. The transcript is spliced from 2 exons. NCBI's taxonomy places the organism in Eukaryota, Fungi, Ascomycota, Sordariomycetes, Glomerellales, Plectosphaerellaceae. The coding region runs from base 121 to 777 and encodes 218 amino acids.
AACACUCGAUAGUCGCAUUCCAAUUGCUCAUCAACUAAACUCCAACACUAUCCUCAAAUACUCACUUCGACGUUCGAUUAACAACCAUCUCUCCAGAAUCUACACGUCUCACCCUUCACCAUGGUCCUCAAACGCAAGCGUUCUUCCGAGGAGCUUUCCAGCUCGCCGUCCUCGUUCUCCUCAUCGCCCAUACUCCCUGGUACGAUGGACAUGGACCACAUCUCCCCGGCACCCUUCGCUGCGUUCUCCUCUCACUUCACGCCAUCACACCUGCCUAGCCGCACCAUGAAGCGUUUCCGCGACAACAGACCCUCACAGGAGGCAGUGCAUCAACACACACUCAGCAUGCUCUACUCCGCUCAGCAACAUUCCGACACAGAUUUUACCCCAACCAGCCCCUCCCCGAUGCCUCGCAUUCUCGAGCGACCAGCACAGCCGGCGCCUACAGCACAGCGGUCUCUGCAUGCCUUUUGGAAUAUCAACUCUGCUCCGGCCGCACCGUCAUUCACACCGUCCGCGUCCCAAACCUGCCAUGAGGCUUCAAGCUGCGAAGACUGUGGCGUCGGAUUCGGCUCCCGGGAUGGGACUGACUCGAUGGACAUUAAUGGCUACGGCUUCGAUAGUGAGGACGACCACCUGUGCGGUGCCUGUAGGAGGCAUGUGUGCUCCGGCUGCUCCGUCACGAACCUCGGCGAGCAGCGUCGGUGUCUGACUUGUGCCGGGAGGAGGGUCCGUGUUGGAGGUUUGGGAUGGACGACGACGAGGAUCCCGUUUUAAUCUUUCGCGGACAGUCUCAGCACUUCACUAUUUAUUCUUGAUGAUCAGC